UGCAUCAAAAUUUGCAGGGGGGACUUAAAAAAUCCAUUUGCAGGGGGAAUCGCAGUCCAAUCUGAGAAACAGAGAGAACACAAACAAACAGCCUCAAUACCCGAUUUUUAGCCUUCAUUCAUCGAAGAGAAACCAAAAAAUAAAUUAAAAAAUGGGAAGAGAGAGAGACGCCGUCGUUCCGGUCCCAAAGCAAGCGCCGCCGCAGCAGCAGGUGUCUCAGAUGGUGGAGCAGCUUCUCGCCGUCAAUCCCUACAAUCCCGAAAUCCUCUCCGAACUCGAGAACUACGUCAAUGAACAGGUUUCGUCGCAGACGUACAGUUUGGAUGCAAAUCUCUGCCUUCUUCGCCUCUAUCAGUUUGAGCCAGAGAGAAUGAGCACCCAGAUUGUUGCCCGCAUAUUGGUCAAGGCUCUCAUGGCAAUGCCGGCUCCGGACUUUAGCCUUUGUCUUUUCUUAAUUCCAGAAAGAGUGCAAAUGGAUGAGCAAUUCAAGACACUGAUUGUUCUAUCACACUAUUUGGAGACCGGGAGGUUCCGUCAGUUUUGGGAUGAAGCAGCCAAGAGCUGUCACAUAGUUGAAGCUGUACUAGGUUUUGAGCAAGCAAUCCAAGCCUAUGCAAUUCAUGUCCUUUCCUUGCUGUACCAGAAGGUUCCAAGAUCUGUGCUUGCUGAGGCUAUCAACAUUGAAGGUCUAUCCCUGGACAAAUUUCUUGAGCACCAGGUAGCCAAUAGCGGUUGGCUUCUCGAGAAAAGUCAUGGGAAGGGGCAGCUCAUUGUCCUACCACGCUCGGAAUUCAACCAUCCCACACUGAAGAAAAAUGCAGCUGAUGCGAUUCCUGUGGAGCAUGUCACCCGCAUCUUCCCCAUUCUUGGCUGAUCGUUUUGCUGGGAUUCAGCUGCAUUUUCGAUUCUCAAGAUCAGUUAUGGUGCUAUCUUUACAGUAAUUUUUCUCAAUGCUUCAUUUUUCUGUUGUAGCUUUUUUCUCUCUUGUUUCAGUAAAACAAUUCGACACAUUAAAUCUCAUAAGAAAUUUCUUGGUUCUUGAUUAUAUCUACCAAAUACUUUUCAAUGC
This is a messenger RNA of Morus notabilis, 1069 nucleotides long. Its product is annotated as eukaryotic translation initiation factor 3 subunit K. The record is from RefSeq and is a predicted model, not a curated record. The coding region runs from base 152 to 874 and encodes 240 amino acids. Gene Ontology annotation, molecular function: translation initiation factor activity; ribosome binding. Gene Ontology annotation, cellular component: eukaryotic translation initiation factor 3 complex; cytoplasm. The transcript has 8 exons. NCBI's taxonomy places the organism in Eukaryota, Viridiplantae, Streptophyta, Magnoliopsida, Rosales, Moraceae. Gene Ontology annotation, biological process: regulation of translational initiation.